AUCAUCGACCACCAUUCUCCUAUUUCUGAUUUUUGUGCCUAUUUACUUUAUACAUUUUUCGAGACGUUCAUUUUUGUAUUCCACAGCCAAACGGACUACACCCAUAUACCUAGUUGUAAUUUCAUCUUUAAUUUGUAUCAGAGCAAUUGAAGUCUUAUAGUGUUUGAUAGAUGAUUCGGUCCGGCUCCGGAAUGGGCGAAGAGUGAGUUGUAACUUUAUUGAGCAGAAGUGCCAGUGACCUGUUUGUCUUUGUUCAUCGAUCUUCAUGGACAUGAGAAUUGCAGCUUCCAAUAUCACUAUGUUGUCAGCUGCGAGUCCUCGCCCUUCCUGCGCAAAGUACCGUGGGCGCGAGGAAGCAGGACCGCAACUUGUGGCCACGCGACCUGAAAUCAAAUUGUUGUCACAUUCCUCGAUCCUUCCACGAGUUGCGGUUACCUACGGUGUGAGUUUCUUCCUGUUUGCAUUCCCCGCAAUGGGUUUGGCGCCGGAUCCUGCCGUCCGAGGGGACGGCACGUUGAUGACACCGAUACUAAACGACACAACGAACUACUUGUUGAGCGCACCAGCAGCAGCAGGCUUGGCACCGGCUGCAGCAGUGAACUCAUCAUCUAGCUGGGACAGUCACAGUGGAUCUUCCAGAAGAACGAGAAAUGUUGCAGCCUCGGACCUGUCUGAUACGACGCUCAGUGCGGCACCACACGAAGUCGCAGCGCAGAAGCAUAUUGCGCACGAGGCAGGAGCAGCACGACCAGGAGCCGCGACAACCCGGCCUCAGGGCGUCGACAAAGCCCGCCGCGAUGCUGGUACAGCGAGGAAGAUGCAGGAUGAUGGCAAAGCCGACGUCGCGUUUGUCAACAAGUCACAGCUUGUAGCAGGAGCAGCUCCACCUAUGACAGAGGAGCGACAUUAUGGGGGUGCAAAUGCAAUGAUGGAAGUCGUCCGGAAGGAGCACGACGACGUCGUGAUCGUUGACAACAACUCUGAUUCGUCCGCGGCGGCAGCUGGCAGAACCAUGACGAGGCCCCCGCCCCGAGGAACCACCAGCAGUACAGCUGAUGCGCGACCUGUGACCACCGACGAGAUGAUGCGCUACUCAUCUGCGAGGCAUCAAGUGGUCUCCUCUGACUCGUCAGAUGCUGGAGCCUCGGCGUCGGGGCCCUGGUCGGACGAGGACUACGAGGCCGUGAGACCAACUGCGGCAAAGCUCUUUCAGCGACGCGGCGACGUGCGGCACCGGCGCCGAAAAAAUCGCAAGCAGAUCUUCGACUCCAGUCAGGGGCCAUUGCAGUUUGCUUCCAUCUUUAGUACCACCCCAGAUCCGGAUCGGCAGCGGCCCAAGAAUCGUAAAACGGCGGACCACAAAACGCAGGUGCGCGGAUCGAUGUCAUCUACUUCCUCCUCGUCGUUCGCACCUGCCAACACUGAAACGCGCAGGUCUCACCUGACGGUGGACGUUGCGUCGCAAGUGCUCCCCCCAGGGCUGCUGAAUGAUGACCCGGAGUAUGAGCUGCUCUUGCUAACCCGGCUCUACCGGCGCCGCGUCCUGCGCGACAAGCACUACUUGAAGCUCGAAGUAGACGUUGCGCCGUAUCAUGUUCAACAUCGGGAGCAAGAUGCGCGUAAUAUGAUGAAAGGAACGACCACUGCGAUGAACGUGUCUAGCAGUAUUUUCGAUCUGAACCCUUUCGCUGGAGCAUCGGUUUUUUCUUCAUCUGGUGAUGUUGAACAGGGUUCAAGCUUUCUCCAGACCGCCACACUUGGGGCGGCCCCAGACCGGGCUGUCGACCCCGCGGGCGGCGCGCCGACCCGUUCCCGUGGUGACGAGCGCAGCAGCACAGCGACGCCGCAGAGCCGCGAAGAACAUCAAAGUGCGGGCGACACGAUGAUGGUUCUCGCUUCCGAUCUGAAUCCAAAUGCGGACCCAUUGCUGGCCGCGCAAACCCGCGCACUAAAGCUCCAGGGCCUGUCCGCGAGUCUGCACGUUCAGGAUGACAUCUUGUCGGAGUGGCGCGAAUGGCUUGACGAGACUGAAUCGUACGACACGUUUCGGGAGGAGCCGGACCUUUUCGAGUACUGGCGGGCUGCGAUGGAGGAACAAGAUCGGGAGGACGAAGCAAAGGCAGAGCAGAUGCAAUCUUCAGCGACAGCUGGACCGGACGAGGACGCGGAUGAAGUGCUGGACCAUGCCGCUGCUUCUGACGAAGACGCUGAAGGCGACCACGACCGUGGUAUCGCCGGCUCGGGAGGCAAAAGUGAUGCACUGCUGUCAAACUACGACAGAAAAAAUAAAGGCGGUAAGCACGCUUUGCUGGAGCAAGCGGAAUCGUGGCUGCGCGAAAUGCUGCCCCCCUGGAUCUUCCAGCUGUUGUUCGGAAAGGCCGACUACCGGUUUCCGUAUGACGCCCUGAAUCGCCCACUUUUCACUUGGGAGGAGAAUUCCGGAAGACUGGCACUAGCAGAGGUGGGGGCCGCACAAGAGCAGGAAGCUGCACAACUCCACCAGGGAAGUAAACCGCAAGCCAUGCUGCGCACGCGAAGUGGAGCGGAAGACGGGACAAGGGUAACAAAUUCGACCGGGGCGGAAAAGAACCCUUCGGGUGCCGAGGCUCCCUUGACAUCGACUGCGGCUAGUACUACCCAGCUGCUCGCGGAACCUUCCCCCUCCAGCUCGGUGAUCACUGUCGUGCAGUAUUACUGGCAGAGGCAGCAGGACCGAUACUUUGACUUUCUGCCCGGAAGCUUUAGCGACUGGUCGUCGAUGUUGUGGUCCUCGCUGAGCUCGCCCACCACCAGCCCGAACAACGCAGAAAAUCGCGCGGCUUUCGAAUUGAGCCAAAGCGAACAGCUGGCUUCGCACGUAGUUCCACAAGAGAGCCGCGAAGAUGAACCCAGCAGGGCUCGAACCUCUACUACACCGCGUUCGGACCAUUCGGGUCGUGGCACCACAUCGCUGCUGCAAACAGCCGAGCAACAACAGGCCUUCGGCUCCGACUCGGACAUGGAUGAUUGGUCGUCGCACGCGAGCCACGAACUCUCGGCCGAUAGCAGUGCGACCAUAUGUAUCAAAGGGAGAACAUCCCCUUCACCUUCUUACUUCACCAGUAUCUGUAUCGGUUGCAGCGGCUCAAGUCAUGAUGGCCGUAGAUGGGGCAUGAUGUUUUUUUUAGACAAAAUAAAUGCCGGGCAUGAUGAUGAUGAUGAUGACGCGAGACUACAGUAGUAAGUAGAUGCAAAGAAAGGCCUAGGCACCUCCGCCGGCAGCUGGUGAAGCCUGCCAACGUCAACGUUUUGCUGUUAUUGUUUGAAAUGAAUAUGUAGAGGAAUAGAUACUGCAAAGAUAAGAAGAAGAAUUUUCCAAUUUCAUAACAACGGCAUUGGACAGGGAAGGCAAAAGCAAACCGUCCGGCGGCGACUGGCGACCGAACGCCUUCGCGGGCGUGUCACGAGACCACAAACAAUUGUCAGAGAGCGAGCCGCAGCCAAAGUAUUUGCCGUACCAGUUGGACGAAUCGCCGCGUCGGUACCAUGUGACGCUGCUCGAGAAGGCCCGACCUGGACAGCAGAUCUAUAAUGCAUACGACAUGGCGUCGCACUAACAAUUACAAUUUGUGCACAUUCGUAUCGCAUUCGUAUAGCAGGUUGUACUUCUUGUUGCGUCGUCGUUCAUGCCGUUGUCCGUGUCGACUGGGUCACAUCGCUCACAGCCCCCCGGGACUAAUUUCGUCCUCCCGGACCAGUAAAUGUACAAUUAUUUACUUUUACUACCAUUCCGAUUUGCAGUUAGAUUUGUUCUGAUUGUGCAUCUUAUCACUGAACCGGCCGAUAAUAUCGAUCCUUCACUUUUACUUCUUGAGCUUCUUUUUAUUCGCUUUCAUUUUUACAACCUAACGCCCUUGUUUGUCAUCUUUCUACUUGAUUUUUACCCCCAAUGUAUUAUGUCUUUUCACAUCAACUGUAGUUUGACCUUAAAACUUUUCCCUUUGUAUUCAUCCUUGCUGUUGCUUCUGUUCAGGUUAUAAAUAUCUCCAACUACUUGCACUUCUAUUACAUCGUAUUCGCAAACACGGGCAAUAUAGGAUCACUCUAGGUGUCGCAGUCGACGCCGAGUGACUCUCACGGUUAGGCAGAAAUAUUAAAAGGACAGCGCAGCGCCUCGAGGCGCAAGCUCCUUAUGGCCUGAUUGUGUUGACUAGUGUCCCUACUGAAGAAAAAAACAAAGGAGAAGCACAAGCAUCAGCAUUUCUUUUUGACGCAUUUUUGGUAAAUGAAGAGGAAGGAUUGCUUUAGGUUAUACUGAACACUCUAUCACUAAGCGGCCCUUCCUGCGCUAAAUAAAGAUGUGUAUGGUCAUUGUUAUGAUAUGUCAUAGUUUGUAUACAAGAUGAAGACGAGAGUGUUUGCAUACAGCUACCAUGUCAGGGAGUUCGAGUUACAACAUGGCUGCGUAUCUCUAUUACGAUAACUAUGUCAUAUUGAAUACAUGAUCUUCAAUGAUAGCUUGAGCGUCGAGCAGCACCCGCACUCGGGUGAGAGCCGCGACGAUGUAGAAAUCGACUUCUCGUUUUUUACAAAGCGCUAGCACUGCAUCUGCAGCGUUGCUGCACAGCCUCUCGGGUGCUGCGGUGCUCUCUCCAGUUUCUCCUGCCUGUAGUUUUCGUUUACACGACGCUUAUGUAGAUGUGCAUUUUCUUCUUUUACCUUUUUCAGCUACAAGUACAAUUCAAGAGCUACGAAAGAACUAUAGAAACGAUAACUACUAUGAAGAACAAGAACUCUAACGACACGAAGAUUAUGGACUACCUAAUGAAAUGGAGAAUAAGAGUAAAUCUAAAUAUUCAGUUAAUAUCGAGGAGUCUGAUGUCGCGCACUAGCACCAGCGUUUCCCUUUCUUACCUUGUUUAUUGUAUGAUUUUUACGCAGAUUCAUUUUGAUUUUGACCACUCUUGUCUUGUCCACCUUGCUUUGUCUGUCCGCCAUCAAAG
Amoebophrya sp. A120 is the source of this 4982-nucleotide messenger RNA. NCBI's taxonomy places the organism in Eukaryota, Dinophyceae, Syndiniales, Amoebophryaceae. The record is from the annotation of a GenBank genome assembly.